Messenger RNA from Acanthochromis polyacanthus (spiny chromis), 1102 nucleotides. RefSeq names its product ependymin (gene epd). Lineage: Eukaryota; Metazoa; Chordata; Actinopteri; Pomacentridae. The transcript has 6 exons. Bases 81 to 761 code for a protein of 226 amino acids. Gene Ontology annotation, biological process: cell-matrix adhesion. Gene Ontology annotation, molecular function: calcium ion binding. Gene Ontology annotation, cellular component: extracellular region; lysosome. The record is from RefSeq and is a predicted model, not a curated record.
CUUCACCUACGGCCAGAUGCGCUUAUGGUUGCUUUGUGCCAUCUUUGAUAUCAUUUUGUGACUCCCUUCGGACCAGGAAAAUGUAUGCAGCUGUCAUCCUAUUGGUCUUCAUGUGCCUGACUGCCACUACUCAUGCAGAUCAUCAUCAUCACCCCUGUCAUGCACCCAACAUGACAGGAUUCAUGACUGUGACAAACUUAAAGGGUGAAGUGAGAGCAAUCGGUGCAUUCACGUAUGAUUCAACGGCAAAGAAACUACGCUUCAGAUCAAAUGAGAGCACCCCCAUCAACACUUCACUGCAUCUGGACCUGCUGGUGUUUUUUGAAGAGGGGAUACUCUAUGAGAUUGACAGCAAAAACCAGAGCUGUGAGAAGAAAAAACUGCAAUGCAACCUGCACCCUCUAGAUAUUCCUGAUGACGCCACAUUCAUGGCUACCAUGACUUUUGGGAGUCCAUCCGUUGAAGGAGAGGGAAUAAAACUCAACCUGUGGACAGGGUCAAUGAGAGACACCAAAGGCAAAUAUACAAUGAGUACAACCAUGGGAUGUUUGCCUCUGAGUGCCCUCUAUUACACUGGGUCCACAACAUUCUGUAUCAGUAAUCUCCAUGUCAUUUUUGUAUCACUUCCUCACAGCCACGUGGACAUUGAAAGCGAGAUCAAGGAACCUGAGCUCCUCCUGGUACCUUCCUUUUGUCAGGGACUCUCUGUGGAGGAGACACCAGAGGGGACAGUAAACAGUUUCCUCAGUGAGUUCAUGUAGAAGACGCCUGAGCAGCAGAAAAUUAUACCCCGAUCCAAGCAUGGCCAGCCACAACGAUAGACUUUUCUCUCCUUUUCACGUCAUUCCAGUUUUCAACUUGUGACACUGCACUGCCUCACAUCUGUUUCCAUCACAUCUUCCUUAUUACAUCCUUAUGAAGAUAUGGCUUUGAACAGGUCAUAUAAAUGUACACAUACAUUUGGAUGUAUAUAAACAAAACAAAAAAACAAAAGAUGCAAUAUUGUAGAAUUAGACAUAAUCACUAACAGUCGGUGACUUUUCAAGUUGGUACUGCCUACAAAACCUGUAAGAUAUGAUUAAAGGAAUAAUAAAAUGUCAAA